This is a messenger RNA of Xenopus tropicalis (tropical clawed frog), 1014 nucleotides long. RefSeq names its product spermatogenesis associated 4 (gene spata4). The transcript has 6 exons. The coding region runs from base 8 to 937 and encodes 309 amino acids. NCBI's taxonomy places the organism in Eukaryota, Metazoa, Chordata, Amphibia, Anura, Pipidae. Gene Ontology annotation, cellular component: nucleus. The record is from RefSeq and is a predicted model, not a curated record.
UGUAGCCAUGGUAACGGUUUCCAAGGCGCCCGUAACGCUGGCCGGCCCGCUGAAGGCGGAAAUUAGUUGCUCCCUAGGGUCGAUGGCGUGUUACCCGGAGGUGCCGCGUAGGACCGGGGUGCCCCGCGAAGUACUGAAAUGGCUGCAGAGCUUGGACCUGAGUUUUUCCCCUAAAAAUUUCCGCAGAGAUUUCGCAAAUGGAUACCUUAUAGCUGAGAUAUUCUACUGGUACUUUCCAGAAGACAUCCAGCUGCAUUCCUACGAGAAUGGAACAUCCCUAGCUAAUAGAUUGAGCAACUGGUCACAACUGGAGAAGUUCUUCAUGAAAAGAAAUCUGAAGGUUCCCAAAGCAUUAAUUGAUGGUACCAUUCACUGCAAACCAGAAGCAGCAGAAUUAAUCAUUCAGGAGAUGUAUGUCAUGCUAACAAACAGACGGAUAAAAAUGAUUCAGGAUAAUGAAGUUGAUUUUACUGACUGUCAUUAUCAAAAUAAGCUACCCAUGGUUGCCAGAUCUACAGCAACAAAAACUGUGAAAAGCAAUGUUACCUUGACUGAAAUCCUGGCAGAGCCUGAUAUCAUAAUAAAUAAGCAGAAGGUCCAGGCUUUGAUGGGCUUGCAUUUGCAACAGAGACAGCAGGAGAGAAUUGAAGAUCCAAAACGGUUUAAUGUGAAACCAUCACUGGGCGAGCUUGCAAUUCGUGUUCCACCAACAGUAAAUAAAAGUGAUAGUGAUGACAACCUCUCAAACAGAUCACUGUCCUCCUCUGCUUCCAGUGGGACUGACAUUAGGAGCAAAGCUAGUGUGCAAUUCAGAGAAAUCACGGUUAAGCAAGGAAAUAGAAGCUACGUGUCAUCCAGUGUCAGUUCCAAUUCAUCGUCAACCCUAUUCAGCACACCUUCACAAGAUGCUGGGGAAAAAUGGGGUGGGGCAUUUUAAAAUGCAUAUUUCAUUUGUAUUGAAAUUAAUGAAAAUUUUGUAUAAAUUGUUCCAAAUAAAUGCCACAUAAAUGAACA